AUCUUGUUACCUCAAAGAAUAAAGUGGAUCUAUUAGUAAUUUCACACAGUUGUUGACCGUCUCACAUUGUGUAAUUAGUUCAUUAGCUGUCGUUUACACAUAAGUUGCCAAGGUGUAACUGUAGGUGUCCUUUGUAGUCAGUGAUGGAUGUUUGGAAAUCUGUUAUGCGUAAAGAUAUUGAGAUGGAAGUUCUUGAAGCCUGGACAAGGGUAAGGUUUCUUGUGCUUGUAAGAUUCAUUUAUAAUUCAGGCCGCAGUUGUAUUUCUCCAGUGUGUCUAAACUGAAACUUCAACCUUUACUGGACCUCCUUGAGCACUCUUGCUGCCGAUUUUGCUGUCAGCUCUUUAAGCUAGGCAGAAAAUAUAAGCGGCAUGGGGGAAGUGGUGAGACGGCGGCCCAUCAUUGCUGGCAGGGAACGAGGGCCCGGGCCUGGGCGUUAUGCUCUUCCGCCCACUAUCGGUUACAUAAACCAUGACUACACCAAACCCAGCAGCCCGGCCUAUUCCUUCCACAGCCGCAUGAGCAGCAACAUGGUGUCUGUGGAUUCCAGUCCAGGGCCGCAGUAUCAUGUAGACGGAAAAAUGACACGCUUUGGCAGAGACGGUACCCCGUCGUAUUCCAUGCUGGGCAGAAAGAAGAAGACAGUGGAUACAUUCCAGACUCCUGGACCAGGAGCCUACAGUCCUGAGAAAGCUCCACCUUUGAGCUUUCACCACAGACCUCCGUCUUACACCAUGGCCUUCCGCACACGCUACCGCAGUGUGGAUCCUGUGCCCGCCCCCAACAGCUACACCUUACCCAACCUCUUCGGCUCCCACGUCCCCCACAAAUCCUCCAGCGCCAGCUUCACCAUGUCAGCACGCAGGAAAGCAGGCGGUCCAUCGGAGGAUCUGUCCAUGACCCCAGGACCCUGCCGGUACAACAGCACAGAACCGAGUGUUUACCUGAACAGACAGCCUUCUUUCUCCAUGCAAAGCCGUCAUAAUAAUGCCAUCGAUGCCACGAGGAAGCCUGGCCCAGGCACGCACAGCCCAGAGAAGGUGACGGCACACCUGCCUCGUGCACCCUCUUUCUCCCUGGGUGUUCGUCAUUCCGAGUUUGUAACACCACUGAUUGUUGACGUAUUAGACUGAAUUUAUGCGCUGCUUUGUUGGCACCUAUAAAAACAGGAUUUAGCUGUUUACAUGUCAAUGAAUUAUGUUAAAAGGGAAACGCUAAAGUGAAGUAUCUGGAACAGUCACAAUCUUGGCACUACCUGGCAUCUGAUUUUGUGCAAAGAGAUGAGUAUAAGAAGUAUCUUUCAGUUUCAUUCAUAUCAAUUGUUUUCUUUAAAAUGAAUAUUUCAGACACACAAACAGUCUGUCAUCCUUUACUCACACUCAAAACUUGACCUUCAUUCUUUCUAUCAUGAGAAGUUUUGAACUGGUCAAAUCAGUAAUUCGUCCCCAUGCAAUUUCGAUUAAUGUGCAUUGGAUUUUUUUUUUUUUUUUGGGUGAACUAUUACUUUAAUUAUAUUCUGAAUGGUUUUAUAAUAAUCGUU
Molecule: messenger RNA, 1540 nt
Organism: Rhinichthys klamathensis goyatoka
Lineage: Eukaryota; Metazoa; Chordata; Actinopteri; Cypriniformes; Leuciscidae
Gene: odf3l2a
Product: outer dense fiber of sperm tails 3-like 2a
Exons: 4
Coding region: 372-1133 (253 amino acids)
Cellular component (GO): cytoskeleton
Source: RefSeq, a predicted model, not a curated record